This is a messenger RNA of Macrosteles quadrilineatus (aster leafhopper), 651 nucleotides long. RefSeq names its product mitochondrial import receptor subunit TOM22 homolog (gene mge). The record is from RefSeq and is a predicted model, not a curated record. The transcript has 4 exons. Bases 171 to 590 code for a protein of 139 amino acids. Gene Ontology annotation, cellular component: mitochondrial outer membrane. Gene Ontology annotation, biological process: intracellular protein transport. NCBI's taxonomy places the organism in Eukaryota, Metazoa, Arthropoda, Insecta, Hemiptera, Cicadellidae.
AACAAUGGUCGUCGGCUAGCUAGCUGAAGGAAGGCUGAUAUCAUAUUAUUGUACCAUUACCAUUACAUUCAACUUAUACGUCUUUUGUUGUGAUAUGUUACGUUGUAUUUGAACUUUGCUGUGCCUUCUCAGUCAAAUUUGUUUGAGAAAAUUAAAUUUACAAAAACCUUAUGGAUAGCGAAAUCUUCGACAGUGGUAUGGCGUCUUUAGACGACAGUAGUAAGGAUGCCACACCAGAAAAGCCUAAAGCCAUCGUUGGAGACGAUGAUGCCUACGACGAGGAUAUUGAAGAUGAAACAUGGGCAGAGAGAUUAGAGGGCCUGACUGAAAUGCUUCCUGAUUCAGUUCGCAACUUUUCUUCAAAGGUAGCUAGCAUGACAACCGCAUCAAUCAAAGGAUUAUACAACUUCUCCAGGAGUGGUUUAUGGAUAGUCGCUAGUUCAUCUCUCUUACUGUUUGGACCUUUGGUUUUUGAAGUGGAGCGAGCUCAACUGGAGGAAUCUCAGCGUAGCCAACAAAAACAGUUCUUACUUGGACCUAACACCAUGUCGGGCAACCUGGGUCCAAACAUGGCCAUGACUUCACGAUAAUUCCCCCACCGCUCUCUAGUCCAAGAUAAUACCAAAUUCUCGUUUAAAGAAAAUUAUCGUA